AUGUCUGUUAGGGACAAAGCCCGCAAAAUUAGAACUCGAAUCAAAUCUCAUAUCCAAGGCCUGGUUGAGAGCAGCCCACAGCCCUCGUUCCCAGCACCGGUAUCGCCCCAUACACAAGCAACGCCCACAAGCCAACCUAUUUCACCCCGGAAUACCCCUUUGCCCUUGAUUGAAGAUGAAAGUUGGACCAAAUUAAAAAGCCUUAUGCGUACGCUUAGGCAAGCGUCUGUUGCCAGCGGGUUAGGACUGGUGACAGGCAUUAUUGAAGGAUUGAUUGAUUCUAUUCAGAUAUUUGAGGAUACGGCGAAGGGUCAGAAACAAUACAAAGACUUACGAAUCGAGCUGGAACUGUUAUUCGAUGAGUUGCAACAAUAUUUCUCUAAAUCACCAAUCAUAACAACGAGUAUAGCCAACAUCUGUGGAUCAAUAAACAAGGAAAUAGAAUAUUUGAAGAAUCAACAAGCAAGGCCAGCAACAAAGCGAUUGCUUCAAGCGGAAAAUAGUUCGGAUGAAGUAUGGGAAUGCUAUCGACGUAUACAAGGACACCUUCAGCGACUUUCUCGAAACGCAAACGUCUUGGCUUGGAUUCUUGUUGACCAACUUGCAACAAUGUAUCAAUGGGCAACUGGCCAUGAUACAGGAAACAUCUACUGGAUGAGCGGUAUGGCUGGGACCGGCAAGACGACAAUUGCAUAUAGCCUAUGCGAGCAAUUGGAUACAGACGCAAGCCGUAUAUUGUGUGCCAGUUUCUUCUGUUCCCGGUCGCUUCCCGAGUGUCGUGAUGUGGGGCGUAUUAUACCAUCGAUUGCGUAUCAACUUGCUCGAUGUUCUCGGCCAUUUCAAUACGCACUGCACCAGGCAAUGGAAGAAGACCCAGACGCCCACACUCGUUUACCGUAUCUCCAAUUCGAAACAUUAAUCGCACAACCUCUUUCCGACAAGAGAGUGAAGGAGGCAUUUCCAACGAAUAUGGUAGUCGUGAUUGAUGCCCUGGACGAAUGUGAAGACUCCAAAAGUACGCAGCAAAUUCUCCAUAUACUUCUAACGAAAUCAAGGAGCCUCCCGAUUAAAUUUUUCAUAUCAAGUCGCCCAGAAGCUGCCAUACGCGAUCAAAUGAAAAAGGAUGAUUCUUGGAUCGAUUCACAAAUUGUUCUGCACGAAUUGGAUAGCGGGGAGGUACAAGCGGACAUCAAAAGAUAUCUAAGUGUGGAACUGGCCCCAAUCAACCCCUCGGAUUCAGAAAUCAAACAAUUAGUUGAACGGGCUGGGGUACUGUUCAUCUAUGCUGCCACUGUAAUACGUUAUGUCGGGUACGAUGGAUUCUGCAGAAACCCACGCGCACGAUUGAAGACAGUGCUCGGUAUGACCAAUCACCACAGCAAGAUUCAGACCGAAGAUAUAGACGGGUUAUAUACGGUUAUCCUCAAGGCGGCUUUUGAUGAUACAAAACUCGAAGAGGAGGAACUAAAUGACAUGUCACUUGUCCUUAACACGGUGAUAUGCGCGAAGCAGCCACUUACCAUCAACGCCCUAGCCGGAAUUCUGAAGCUUGAAGACGUUGGCCAAGCCCACGCGGCACUACGACCGCUAUGGUCUGUACUACAUAUAGUACAAUCCACAAUGAUAGUCACAACACUACACGCAUCUUUCCCUGACUAUUUGCUUGACUCCACCCGCUCCGGGGGUUGGAAAUGGCAUUGCAACGCUAUUAUACAUAACUACAUCCUUGCUCGAAGGUGUUUUGAGUACAUUCGAGACUCAGAGCCUCAAUUUAACAUCUACAAACUAGAAUCGUCUUGCCUCAUUGAUGAAGAAGUUCCAGACUUGGAUGUGCGGAUUCAGGAAGCUAUACCCAUUGAGCUAUACUAUGCAUGUCGAUAUUGGCCUGACCAUACAGAAUCCUCCCAAUCUCACUCGGCAUCAGCUUUAGUACCACUCCUAGAACAGUUUAUGGAAAGGAACCUGUUGUUAUGGAUGGAAGUUCUGAACUUGAAAAGGGAUAUGGACGUUGGGCCGGGCCAAUUGGUAGUUGCGAAACAAUGGUCAAUUCGGCAUGGUGCUACCUGUCAGCUUGUUAAUCUAAUCCACGAUGCAUGGCGUUUUGUACUCAUAUUUUCAUCAAGUCCAUUAUCACAAAGCACCCCUCACAUCUAUGUCACAAUGCUCCCGUUCCUACCCCCUCAUAGCCCGUUACGCAAGUACUAUUCUCACAGAAUGAAAAGGCCAAUUCGUGUUAUAGGUACUGCACUCGAGCGAAGGAAAGGGCUAUUGGCUCGAUUGUCAAUAGGUGGUAGCGAUUCUGCAACGUGCUCCCCCGAUGGUACACUCAUGGCCUUGGGGUGGAAUGGUUCAGACAUGGUCUGCCAUAUCUCGAUCUUAGAUACUUCCAGCGGACAAUUAUUAUUGGAUAUAUCCCAGGAGGAGACCACUGGCCGAGUUUUUUGCGUUGCUUUUUCUCCAGAUAGUACCCGUAUUGCAUCUGGGAUCAAUAACACUAUCUGGAUCUGGGAUGUCGCAAACGGAAAACUAGUCCUUGGUCCACUUGAGGGCCAUCAGGACUUUGUCUUCUCGGUCCUUUUCUCGCAUAAAGGCUCUUACCUGGUGUCUGGUUCUCGUGAUAAGACCGUCCGUGUUUGGGAUUCACUCUCUGGUCGUCCAUCGACAGCUUCAUUUACAAAACACACCAAUGAUGUCUACGCCAUCGCAAUCUCAUCAGAUGAUUCUCAGGUUGUUUCUGGCUGUUGGGACGGGGUAAUUCAUCUAUGGGACAUGCAAAGCUGCAGCUCUCUGUUGGGUCCUAUUUCGGCACACAAAUUUGGCAUAACCUCGGUUGCCUUUUCGCCUACAGGUUCCUACGUGGUGUCAGGUUCGCGCGAUGGUACUAUGCGUAUGUGGGACAGUCAAACAGGCCAAAUGCUGUUUGGCCCAUUUCAGUACGACAAUAAAUGGGUAGAGUCUGUUGCAGUCUCGCCUGAUGGCGCUCAUAUAUUAGCGGGGUUUGACUAUGGUACGAUUCACGUAUGGGAUGCGGCCACCGGUAAGGCGGUCUUGGGACCGUUGAAGGAACAUUCAAGGUCAAUCUCUAUGCUGUGGUGUUCGCCUGAUGGCACUCGCAUCAUUUCGUACUCCUACGAAGGGGGGGACUUGUGUCUAUUGGAUGCUCAAAGCGUGAUUGCUGCACCAAAUUCCUUUCCUGGUCACACUGAAACAAUUCUUUCAAUUGACAUUUCGUCCGACGGAGACAGUAUCGUUUCUGGAUCAGCGGAUAGGACAGUGUGUGUAUGGGACCUAACUAAUGGGCAGGUCAUGCUUGGUCCACUCAUUGGUCACACCCGUUGGGUCCAUUUUGUGCGAUUCUCCAGAGACGGAAGUAGAGUAUUAUCCUGCGCAAGUGAUAGGACCAUACGCCAAUGGAACGCCCACACCGGAGAUGCUUACAACAACGUGAUAGGGGAUACAACCGGCUAUUGCGAAUCCAACGGGAACGUGGGCUAUGUCUCAGCGGAUUAUUCUCCGGAUGGUAAAUGUAUCGCCUCUAUUUCCGAAGACGCAGAUAUUCGCCUUUGGAACUCGAGUACCGGCGAAAUGCUUAUAGCACCUAUCCAAGUCGGAAGAGUGCUGGGUAGAGUCAUUCAGUUUUCUUCGGAUGGUAAAACUCUAUUCACUGGCUGUGAAGAUGCAACUGUUGGUGUGUGGGACGUGCAGAGUGGCCAAGAAAUCGUCAACAUUAAAUACGACGAUCAUUUUCCCAAUGAUUCGCCUGUAUGGGCGUUGGCGUUCUCGUCAGACGGCCUAUAUAACAUACAGUGCUUUUCAAACCCUACUAUAUGCAGAAGGUCGACAUGGAGAGCGGAGGAUAUGCCCGGAAGUUUCGAGGGCCCUAGCUCACAAGUCGAAUCUGUGCGAUUCUCCCCCGAUGAUACACGAAUCGUGGCCGGCUAUAGGGACACCACCAUCUUCGUAUGGGACGUACAAACUGGAAAUUCUGUAUGGGGCCCACUUAGGGGACACACCAAUUGCGUUAAUUCCGUUGCCUACUUUCCUGAUGGUAGACGUGUUGCUUCUGCCUCGGAAGACACAGCGAUUCGAAUAUGGGACGUAGAUGAGAAGCUCGAUGACUGCCCGAAUAAAUCUGAUAAAGAAUCGAUUGAAUGGGUACUAGCUGAGGACGGAUGGGUUAUGGACAAGGAGGGCCGGCGACUAGUAUGGGUUCCCCACGACUUGCGCGUCUCAUUGAUGUCACCAAAGAACACAAUGUUGUUGCAUCGUGACGGAUAUGUAAAAUUGGACUUCGAAGGUGCUUGCAUAGGAGAUGAAUGGGCUAGUUCGUGGAUAGAUAUUUGA
This is a messenger RNA of Rhizoctonia solani, 4344 nucleotides long. RefSeq lists its product as uncharacterized. Lineage: Eukaryota; Fungi; Basidiomycota; Agaricomycetes; Cantharellales; Ceratobasidiaceae. The transcript is spliced from 7 exons. The coding region runs from base 1 to 4344 and encodes 1447 amino acids. Gene Ontology annotation, molecular function: protein binding. The record is from RefSeq and is a predicted model, not a curated record.